ACAGCGUAUCGUGAAUUACGCGUAGCGCAUAUUGUUCUGCAGAUCUAGUUUGGGUGGCUAGGUUUCAGUGCUUUGUAUUGUGGCAACACUUCUACCUUGCAGUUAACAUAGAUCAGCAAGCGACAUGAAUUUUCUAGCGAGUACAAGUUGUACAGGAGAUGGCUUGUCGACGUCGUCGUCAUCAAUUAAGGAGGGCGAUUGUGUAAUCGUGUAUGAAGGAAUGAAUUCUAUGAAAGCUGUCUACGUUUCGACCAAGGGGCGCUACGAUAAUCGAUUCGGUACCUUCAAACACGAGUCCUGGAUUGGCAAGCCGUUCGGCAGCAAGGUCACCUCUAGCAACAAAGGGGCGAGCGGAUGGGUUCUGCUGCUGCGGCCAACCCCGGAGCUCUGGACGCAGGUUCUACGUCACAGGACCCAGAUCUUGUACCUGGCGGAUAUCUCCAUGGUGGUGACCCACCUGGAUCUCAAACCUGGCAGCGUUGUCCUGGAGAGCGGUACAGGCAGCGGCAGCCUGACGCACUCGCUGGUGCGCGCAGUAGCCCCCACAGGGCACGUGCACACGUUUGAGUUCCAUGCAGGACGAGCCGAGGACGCGGCUGCGGAGUUCAAGCAGCACGGGCUGUCCGGGUUGGUGACGGUCACUCAGCGCAAUAUUGAGGAGCUCGGGUUUCCGGACACCCUUCAUGGCGCCGCGGACGGCGUGUUUCUGGAUCUGCCCGCACCCCACAAGGUGGUGCCCUCGGCCGCCGCCUGCCUCAGGCCCAACGGCCGCUUCUGCGCCUUCAGCCCCUGCAUCGAGCAGGUGCAGCGGACCGCGGAGGCCCUGUCCAGCUCGGGCUUCACCGACCUCAUCACGUACGAGUGCCUGUUGCGGGAAUGCGAGGAUGUGGGUGGCGUUGCUGGGGGCAAGACGGGAGAGAAGGCGGGCGCGGUCGGGACCAGUGCGGAGACGGCAUGUGGGCAGGAGGCGAAUGAGCCGCCGCAGGGGCAGGGGCAGGGUGCAGCACCUGGAUGUGCUCUGGCGGCUGCGGGUGAUGCGGCUGUCGGUCGGUCGCGUGUCGUGUCCUGGCGGCCCUCCGCGGAAGCCCGAGGGCACACGGGGUACCUGAUCUUUGCCCGGAAGUUUGUGUGUGGGUGAAGAGAGAGGGGGGGCUAGGGAAUGUCCAUGAGCCGCGUUAACGUGCUUAAUGCUGAGAGCUGGGCUGGAGAAAAGGUUGACACUGAUUUACGGGUGGGGGUAGUGAGCGGAAGAUCGCACAGGUAUGGUGUAUGGCAAGGCAUGGAUGCAGGGGAAAGGGAGGGAGGCGAUGGCAAGAAAUUUUGAGCCAGUCCACGCCCGGGCUGUUAAGCGUGCACACCCCUCUGGCGGUUGCUGGAAACGCUGGCAGCUUUUGGAAGACCUCUUUUGGCUGUGCUUGUUCGCUUUGCGUCCCUUGCCUCGGUUUGCGGUAAUUGCAAACCAAAGCGCUGAAAGCCGUCUGUGCCGAUAUGCGGAUGGAUCCACACAUCCGGAUCGCGGGCUGUAGAGGAUUUGGGGGGAAUGCUUUUAGAAGCUUUCCUUCCGAAGGUUCGUUUACCACGGCGGCCAUGGAUUAGUGGAUGCUGCUGGAUGACCUGCGAUCAGCUCUGUGCGGUGGUUUGGGGUUUGGGGUCAUUGCCUGUUUAGGCGGCGGC
This is a messenger RNA of Volvox carteri f. nagariensis, 1674 nucleotides long. RefSeq lists its product as uncharacterized. Gene Ontology annotation, biological process: tRNA methylation. NCBI's taxonomy places the organism in Eukaryota, Viridiplantae, Chlorophyta, Chlorophyceae, Chlamydomonadales, Volvocaceae. Gene Ontology annotation, cellular component: nucleus; tRNA (m1A) methyltransferase complex. The record is from RefSeq and is a predicted model, not a curated record. The transcript is spliced from 7 exons. Bases 125 to 1138 code for a protein of 337 amino acids.